Messenger RNA from Asterias rubens (European starfish), 1075 nucleotides. Its product is annotated as hematopoietic prostaglandin D synthase-like. The transcript is spliced from 5 exons. Gene Ontology annotation, molecular function: glutathione transferase activity. The coding region runs from base 152 to 769 and encodes 205 amino acids. Gene Ontology annotation, biological process: glutathione metabolic process. NCBI's taxonomy places the organism in Eukaryota, Metazoa, Echinodermata, Asteroidea, Forcipulatida, Asteriidae. The record is from RefSeq and is a predicted model, not a curated record.
GAACAAUAGUGUGUAUAGCUCGGUGUGGCUCUGCCAUUGUCAAAAAAAAAAUCAGAAAGGUGCAUGACGGGUCACAAGUGUCUCACUACUGUAGUGCUAUAAAUGUUUCGUGAAGACAUCUUGUCUGUGAAUUCAUUGAGAAAACAGAAAAAUGUCAACCUCGUACAAGUUGUAUUAUUUUAACGGCAAGGGGCGUGCUGAGUCUAUAAGAAUCAUGUUUCGGCUGGCCGGAGUGGCGUUUGAGGACUGCCGGUUUGAGGAGGCUGAAUGGCCGGCGAUUAAACCAUCUAUUCCGAUACUUCAAGUUCCUAUGCUGGAGAUUGAUGGCAAGAAAUGUGGUCAGAGCAAAGCCAUCAUACGUUAUUUGGCCAAGAAAUAUGGUUUGUUCGGGAAGGACGACCUCGAGGCCUUCUAUAUCGAUACUGUAAUCGACACGGCUGAUGACAUCGUACCACCCUGGGAUCUCAUCUUCUUCGCCACAUCCGAAGAGGAGAAGGCAAAACACACCAAGAACUUCAAGGAAGUGGAGGCGCCCUUAAUCUAUCAGCGACUGACGCGGCUGUUGGAGCAGGAUCACGCAGGAGACUACUUUGUGGGCAAUGAGUUGACUGCGGCAGACGUACAUUUUUUCUCCAUGGUUGACUUUGCUGAAAUCUACUUCCCGAACUCCAUGGCAAAGUUCCCCAAGCUGCAGUCCCUUUUCGACCGAGUUGCAGCGAACCCGAAAGUAGCCGAGUGGAGGAAGAUUCGCCCCGUGACAUCUUGGUGAAGGAAGACCACUGCCUUUAGUUCUUUGAGGGGUCAGAAAUAGCCACUUCUGCUAGUCUUCAAACAACUUUUUACUACAGAACUCUCAAAAGAAACUAGUUUUUUUGAGAACACCUUUCAAGUUCUUGGGGAUACAGGGAUCAGUAACUGCUCCUUUCUGACUGUACCCUGCAUAGAAAGAAUUUCGGAAGAUUCGCCCAGUGACAUCUUGGUGAAGAAGACAGUCUUUAGUUCCUUAUAAGGGAUCUGAUAACAGCCACUUCUGCUGGGGUGGAUUUCACAAAGGUAGUCCUAACUUAGGACUAGU